This is a messenger RNA of Exophiala spinifera, 1965 nucleotides long. RefSeq names its product dihydroxy-acid dehydratase. The record is from RefSeq and is a predicted model, not a curated record. Gene Ontology annotation, molecular function: hydro-lyase activity. Bases 1 to 1965 code for a protein of 654 amino acids. The transcript has 4 exons. NCBI's taxonomy places the organism in Eukaryota, Fungi, Ascomycota, Eurotiomycetes, Chaetothyriales, Herpotrichiellaceae.
AUGGCCUGCCAAAAAGACACUUCAGCCUGUGGCUCCUGUCCAAGUGACGGCCACCACAAUGGCUCCGUAGGCGACAUUGAAGACUACAAAGUCGAGCUUGACUCCUUACGAAGACGAACCCUUGAACUCGAGCAAAAGCUCUCCCAGCUAGGAUUUGCCGAGACGGCGAAGGCGCCUUCAAGGUUCCGCUCGGCAAACUGGUUCAGCGUCGAUGCUGCGAACCCUGAGAUGUCGGCGCUCUACACUGAGCGAUAUCUCAACUAUGGCUUGACAAAGGAGGAACUCAUGUCUGGGAAGCCGAUCAUCGGUAUCGCUCAGUCUGGAUCAGAUCUGGCACCGUGCAACAGACAUCAUCUGGAGCUUGCAAAGCGCGUGCGAGAAGGAGUUCGUACCGCUGGUGGUAUCGCCUUUGAGUUUCCCACACAUCCUAUCCAGGAAAGCUCACGAAGGCCAACCGCGACGCUGGAUCGAAACUUUGCGUACCUGGGCCUCGUCGAAUUGCUCCAUGCUUAUCCGCUCGACGGAGUGGUUCUACUUACAGGCUGUGACAAGACGACACCUGCCUUCCUGAUGGCUGCGGCCACUAUUAACAUUCCAGCCAUUUGUCUCAAUGUCGGACCUAUGCUUAACGGCCGUCUCUUUGGUUCAAGUGAUAAGAUUGGGUCUGGAACGAUCUUGUGGAAAGCCAGAGACAUGCACGCGGCAGGUGAAAUUGAUGACGAUAGGCUGGUUGAGAUGAUAGCUGCUGGCUCUCCCUCCGUCGGCCACUGCAACACCAUGGGUACUGCUAGUACCAUGAACGCUCUGGCAGAAGCACUAGGUAUGGCUCUGCCUGGGUCUGCUGCCAUACCAGCUCCAUACCGCGAGAGAACACAAUGCGCCUACAAGACCGGUCGGCAGAUUGUGGAAAUGGUUCACGCGGACCGCAAACCCAGCGACAUCAUGACAAGAGAGGCUUUUGAGAACGCCAUUGUCGUCAACUCUGCAAUUGGAGGAAGCACAAAUGCGCCGAUACAUCUCAACGCCAUCGCCAAACAUAUCGGUGUUCCGCUCCACCUCGACGAUUGGGACCGCAUCGGCUUUGAUAUCCCUCUGCUUGUAAACGUGCAGCCUGCCGGUGAGAUGUUGUGUGAAGAAUACUACAGGGCCGGAGGUCUCCCUGCCGUCAUGGCCGAGCUGCUGGACCAAGGAAAACUCCACGGGAAGGCUCUGACGUGUAAUGGCAAAACAGUGACAGACAACGUCAGCGGCAGGCACUCAUGGGACCGUCGUACCAUCAAGGCAUAUUCGGAGCCGAUGAAGAAGGAGGCAGGAUUUUUGCACAUGACGGGCAACCUGUUCGACUCGGCCAUCAUGAAGACGUCGGUCAUCUCAGACGAAUUCCGAAAAGGGUUCUUGGAAGACCCGAAAGAUCCCAACGCGUUUACGUGCAAAGUUGCAGUCUUUGACGGGAGAGAAGACUACGUCCAUCGGAUCAAGGACCCAGAUGUGCCGGUUGACACGAGAACGAUCCUGGUCAUGCGAGGUGCGGGACCAGUUGGAUACCCUGGCGCAGCAGAGAUUGUCAACAUGCACGCUCCAGGGAAGGUGCUGAGGCAAGGCGUCCAUUCUCUUCCGUGUAUCGGCGACGGUCGACAGAGUGGCACGUCCGGCUCACCCUCGAUAUUGAACGCGAGCCCCGAAGCCGCAGCAGGUGGCAACUUGGCCCUCCUGCGCGACGGGGACAUGGUGAGAGUUGACCUCAACAAGAGAAAGGUCGAGCUGCUUGUAUCAGAAGCGGAUCUCAAGAAGCGCCGUGACGAUCUAGAAGCAAAGGGCGGAUACUCUUUUCCUGAAAGCCAUACGCCGUGGGAGGACAUUUUCAGGAGAGAGACGGGACAAUUGAACGAGGGCAUGGUUUUGAAGGAGGCCGUCAAGUUUCAGAGAGUGGCUCAGAAGUGGCCUGCCCCACGACACAAUCACUAG